Molecule: messenger RNA, 8104 nt
Organism: Cercocebus atys (sooty mangabey)
Lineage: Eukaryota; Metazoa; Chordata; Mammalia; Primates; Cercopithecidae
Gene: ZNF287
Product: zinc finger protein 287
Exons: 5
Coding region: 1215-3500 (761 amino acids)
Biological process (GO): negative regulation of transcription by RNA polymerase II
Molecular function (GO): DNA-binding transcription repressor activity, RNA polymerase II-specific; RNA polymerase II cis-regulatory region sequence-specific DNA binding
Source: RefSeq, a predicted model, not a curated record
UGUCCGGGCGCAGCGCGCGAGUGUCCGCGCGGUCAGUGACAGCCCGAGUCCGUCCACGCGCGGGCUCCCGUGCUCGUGGCCUGCGGGAGGGCAAAGACGGGGUGGAGGCUGCUGUGGGCCCAGUCCCAGCGUUGCGCGUCGCAGGGUCCCCGAUUCCCCCGCUGCCCUCGCCCUCGACCCUGCGGCUGAAGAGGAGUAAGAGGCAGAGGGACUUGGCCGGGAAGGGGAGGCGACAGGAGGCAAGGCAAGGCUGUCGCAUCUUCUCUGCAGGGCCUUGUAAACAGUUGUGUUUGGCGGCACGACUGUGCCUGAGCAGGGCUCGGAGCUGGAGCCUGGGGACAGGUGGUGUCGGUUCUCCUCCAGAUCAGGCCGGUUCUAAGGUUUCCUUCGAGAAUCCUUGUUUCGAAUAUAUCCUUAAAGAACUGUCUCCUGUAGAAGCACUUAAAGGACUUCAAGUCACACCAACCUCUUCACUCUUUUCCAGUCCAACCCGCUGGUCUUCCCAGCCCUCUCUGAUAGUGAAAGGCUAGAAUCGGCUGGCAUUAACAUGCAAAGCAGAGAAAUGGCUCGCCCUUUCCCCUGACAGUUCCCUUGGGAACCUUGAGCACUGUAUUAAGAAGAAAUUCUCCUCAUUUCUUCCAAGUAACAGAUUCGCUCUGUUGUUGUUGAGAGCCAGUUCAGUCAUUACAGCUGUAACAUCAGUGACUAAAAUAGUGAAACUAUUUUCUCUAUAAAAAUGUUUAAUUUUUGUUUCAACAGGUUAGAGUUUUAAUCUGUUGUUUUGCUUAGAUUCUUUGAGUCAUUGCCUCUGACACUACCUUUUUAAUAGCAGCUCCAUCCCCCACCAACCCCAAGCAGAUUGCAGUUCCCUUACAAGUCUAAGGAUAUAGGGGAGGAAGACAAGGUAAAGCUACGCGUGUUCAUCUAUGCACACUGCGAGUCUGUUUCUGUGUGUGUAUAUGUAUGGUAGAGUACACCAGGGAUUCUUGACCUUGUGGUCCAUGCUUGUGUUUCAGGGUCUUUUAUCCAUCCCUGCAAGUUCUGGGCUCAGAAUUUGUCACUAAGGCUGCUAACUCUUCCUUGAUUCUGUUCUGCCCUCGGCUGCAGCAGCCUUUGAUAUAGUGUCCUUGUGACUCUAGCAUGAGACUUCAAGCAGUUGGCUCACUACUGGAGAAAUAAAGGAUAUUGCCAGAUUGACUCUCCUGUCUGUAGCAAUGUUAGCCUCAAGCAAGAGGAUGAACAGUUCUUCACGUUCCCAAAUCCUUCUAAGGUGGAAGUCAGACAAGGCUCAGAGUGGACCCUACAAUGUUGAGAAGGAAAUCCUUACUUCGAGAUUCUUGCGUGACACUGAGACCUGUCGACAGAAUUUUAGGAAUUUUCCAUACCCAGACCUGGCUGGUCCUCGAAAGGCAUUGAGUCAACUCCGAGAGCUCUGCCUUAAGUGGCUGAGACCUGAGAUUCACUCAAAGGAACAAAUUUUGGAGCUGCUGGUGCUGGAGCAAUUCCUGACCAUCCUGCCUGGUGAGGUUAGGACUUGGGUAAAGUCCCAGUAUCCAGAGAGCAGCGAGGAAGCAGUGACUCUGGUGGAGGAUUUGACUCAGAUUCUAGAAGAGGAAGCUCCUCAAAACUCUACCCUUUCCCAAGAUACCCCAGAGGAAGACCCCAGAGGAAAACAUGCUUUCCAGGCAGGAUGGCUAAAUGACUUGGUGACCAAAGAAUCGAUGACAUUCAAAGAUGUGGCUGUAGACAUCACCCAGGAGGACUGGGAGUUAAUGCGUCCUGUGCAGAAGGAAUUAUACAAGACUGUGACACUACAGAACUAUUGGAACAUGGUUUCUCUGGGACUUACAGUGUACAGACCAACUGUGAUUCCCAUGUUGGAAGAACCAUGGAUGGUGAUAAAAGAAAUUUUAGAAGGCCCUAGUCCAGAAUGGGAAACUAAAGUCCAAGCAUGUACUCCAGUGGAGAAUAUGUCUAAACUCACAAAGGAAGAAACCCAGACCAUCAAAUUAGAAGACUCAUAUGACUACAAUGAUAGAUUACAGAGGCGAGCAACAGGUGGCUUCUGGAAAUUUCACACUAAUGAAAGAGGUUUCAGUUUGAAGUCAGUCCUUUCACAAGAAGAUGAUCCUACAGAAGAAUGUCUUAGUAAAUAUGAUAUAUAUAGAAAUAAUUUUGAAAAGCAUUCAAACCUAAUUGUACAGUUUGAUACCCAAUUAGAUAAUAAAACUUCUGUGUAUAAUGAAGGCAGGGCAACCUUCAAUCAUGUCUCAUAUGGUAUUGUACAUAGGAAAAUACUUCCUGGAGAGAAGCCUUACAAGUGUAAUGUGUGUGGGAAAAAAUUUAGGAAAUACCCUUCCCUCCUGAAACACCAAAGUACCCAUGCCAAAGAGAAAUCGUAUGAAUGUGAAGAAUGUGGGAAAGAGUUUAGGCAUAUUUCAUCCCUCAUUGCACAUCAGAGAAUGCACACUGGAGAAAAACCAUAUGAAUGCCACCAGUGUGGUAAAGCCUUCAGCCAGCGUGCACACCUUACUAUACAUCAGAGAAUUCAUACUGGAGAGAAACCCUAUAAGUGUGAUGACUGUGGGAAAGACUUUAGUCAGCGUGCACACCUUACCAUCCAUCAAAGGACACAUACUGGAGAGAAACCAUAUAAAUGCUUGGAAUGUGGUAAAACCUUCAGUCACAGUUCAUCACUGAUUAAUCAUCAGAGAGUUCAUACUGGAGAAAAACCUUAUAUAUGCAAUGAAUGUGGGAAGACUUUCAGUCAGAGUACACACCUUCUUCAGCAUCAAAAAAUACAUACUGGGAAGAAACCAUAUAAAUGCAAUGAAUGUUGGAAAGUGUUUAGUCAGAGUACUUACCUUAUUCGACAUCAGAGAAUUCAUUCUGGAGAGAAGUGUUAUAAAUGUAAUGAAUGUGGAAAAGCCUUUGCUCAUUCCUCAACCCUUAUUCAACAUCAAACCACUCACACUGGAGAGAAAUCCUAUAUAUGUAAUAUAUGUGGGAAAGCCUUCAGCCAGAGUGCAAAUCUUACUCAACAUCAUAGAACACAUACUGGAGAGAAACCAUAUAAAUGCAGUGUGUGUGGGAAAGCAUUCAGCCAGAGUGUGCACCUUACUCAACAUCAGAGGAUUCAUAAUGGAGAAAAACCCUUUAAAUGCAAUAUAUGUGGGAAAGCAUAUAGACAAGGUGCAAAUCUUACUCAGCAUCAAAGGAUUCAUACUGGAGAGAAACCCUAUAAAUGUAAUGAAUGUGGGAAAGCUUUCAUUUAUUCCUCAUCACUUAAUCAACAUCAGAGAACUCAUACUGGAGAGAGACCCUAUAAAUGUAAUGAAUGUGAUAAGGAUUUUAGCCAGAGAACAUGCCUUAUUCAACACCAGAGAAUUCACACAGGAGAGAAACCCUAUGCAUGUCGUAUAUGUGGUAAAACCUUCACCCAGAGUACAAACCUUAUUCAGCAUCAGCGUGUUCAUACAGGUGCCAAACAUCGUAAUUAAUGGAUAAGGGAAACUUCAAUUAGGUUUUACAACUUCAUUUCAAUUUUAUUUUGUGCAUUCUGUGUGUCAGAAUAUUCAGAAGAAAUCCGAAGAAGUGCAAUAUGUUAGAUACCACUCAGCAGAAGUAUCAGAAGUAGUGGUAGGGAUAUAACCUAUUUAGAUUUAAUGUGAAAUUUAAGAAGGAAACUUGACUUCUUAACCUUUAUUUGAUAUGAGUUUAAUUCAUUACAGAAAGAAACCCUGUGAAGGGUGUUCAGAAACAUAACUCAUCAACUCUUUAUUUCAAGUACAGUCAUCCCUCAGUAUACUCGGGGGAUUGGUUCCAGGACCACCCAUGUAUACCAAAAUCUACCCAUACUCAAGUUGCAUGGUCAGCCUGGUGGAACCUGUGUAUAUGAAAAACCCUACAUCUACGCAGGUUUCCCAUCCCUGAAUAAUGUGCUUUCAAACUCUGUUCAGUUGAAAAAAAAAAUUCCAGUAUACGUGGAUCUGUACAGUUCAAAUGUGUUGUUCAAGGGUCAACUGUACAUCCUGAUGAGGCCUUACGAAUGUAACUUGGGAAGGUGUCCAUCAAGUAGAGAUUUCACACCAGAGAGUGAUCUUAAAAUUACAGAAAAGAGAAAGCUGCUUUCAGGCCUUUUAUUCCCAGCUUUGAAGCCUUAAAAUAUGUAAAGGAUUCCUUUCCCUGUUUUACUUCCCCUUCUCCUGUUAUGCCAUAACUGCCAUAUGGAGCCAGUAGGUUUGAAAAAAACAGUUGAAAGUAUUUUAAAGAUUUCUAUGUGACCACUGUUUGGUUACACCUUCCCUCACAUAUCGAAAUAUUAAAGAGAAGCUUAAUGAAAUAUAUGAUAGAAACUAAUGUGUAUAUAACAUUAGAUGUGUAGAGAGUUAGUUAAACAGGCAAAAAUUACAUGCUCCAAGCUUAAAUGAAUUUUUAAUACACAUUAGCCUUGAUUUUACUAGGUUUUGACAUUCAAGGUCAUCCUGAAGGAAAAAAGUAGGUAUAAGGUAUACAGUUCGCAUUUUUUUCAUCUGACUCCUAAAUUUAUACUUUAGAUUUCUCUGUGACUGUUUUACUAUGGAAAGUUCAUUUCUUCCACUUAAACACAUUUCUUGAGUGUCUACUAUGCUUAGGUCUCAGACUUCCUAAUUGGAUCCUUUCAAGGCUUGUUACAGUGCUGAAAAUCACAGGUGGUUUACACAACAGAAAGAUUUCCAGAGCAAUGAGAGAGUGAGGAUGUGAUAUUUGGUCAUGGGAUGAGCAUAAGCAACCUGCUAAAAUGGGUUGCCAAAUGCUACCUACAUCCCAAGAGAAGGAAGUGGAAGUAAUAGUGUAGCUAUAUAAAUAAUGUGAGAAAAAUAAAUAAUGGAGAUUAGAUUUGAGUUCACUGCAGAAUGUGGGUUAGGGGAAAAGGUGAAAUUUUAAUGGAGUGAGGAAAAAAAUACAUAGAUAAUUGCUAUAACAUGAAAUGUAAUUGGACUUGCUUUGCCUAUGAAAUGAGUGGCUAAAUAAAAAAGAAUUCAGCCUGAAUAUUAGAAGAAACUAAAAACAAAGUGACUGAUUUUUAAGGAAUAAUUGGAAGCCUGACACUCCCUCAUACAUGCAAGUAAAAUAGAGGUUACUCUUAACAUGUCAGGAAAAAAUUUAAUUGGCAAAAGCAUUGAUGCAGUAAUCAUUAAACAAUGAAAACUGGAUUUGUGGGUCUUAAAAGGAAAACUGGCAGAAAUGCAAAUAGAAAUAGAUAAAAAUACUAUUCUAUUUCAUAUUUACAGCAUUCCACUACCAGAAUAUAAGGCCAUAUUCUGAUAACUGAGAUUUCAUUGUGCUCAUAUUUGUUUCUCCAGUCCCUUGCAUAAUAGUGCAUAGUCAAUACAUGGUUGAAUUAAUGAAUAAAUUAUAUAAAUUAGAUUUCAGUAAUAAAGUAGAAUUGACUGGCAUGGAGUGAAAGUUGGCAUAACUAAAAAUACUUUUGUGCAUAUAUCAAAGAAAUGGUCAACAAAUAACAUUUACUUGGGAACUGCUUAAAAGUAGUGAAUCAGAUUUCAUGGGACAUCCUUGUACAGGAAGUUUUCCUGAGCUAAAUGAGGGGAAAUUGAUAUCAAUUCUGGUACUAUAAAUAUCAAUUUAAGCUUGUAUUAACCAUGCAACUUCCUUUGGACAUUACUGUUUAUAAAACCAUCCUACAAACAGGUACUGAAGGAAAGACCCGGGAUGCUAGCAUCCUAAAGGCUAUAUUGUUGAGUGUUUUCUUUAAAAAACUUGAUUUCCAUUUCCCUUACAUUAGUUAACCUUGAUUUCAUAGUAUCAUCCUGCACAAAGUACAGGUUGCAGAAUACUCAAACUGUGCUUAUAUAGCUAUGUUUUUUUAAAUAACAGUUGUUUGACCUUAUUUUUUUGAUGCUGCUUCAUCCCUCACACAGCACUUAUUUCCCUUGGUUGAGCAUGUGGCAUGUGACAGUCCAUAGCACCUUCCUUUGCAUUACUCUGUAUUUCCUGCCUUUGUAUGUUUUAUGUAAAUAAUGCAUUUAUAAAAUCUUCCACUGAUAAACAGGCAAUUGAUGCCCUUAUAAAAUAACAGACUAGUAAUAGUGGAGAACUCUAGAUUUUUGUGUAUUUUUCCCACUUUUACAGUUGUCUGACUCACAAAUUAUUCAACAGUUUUUAGCAAAUAGCUUUAUUUUCCGGAACUUUUUAUUAUGAGUUUUCAAAUAUACAGAAAGGUUUAAAAAUAAUAAAGUGAACUGUAUACCCACCUAGAUUUUAAAACUAACAUUUUGCCAUAUUUUUUUUAACCAAACAUUGGAAAGGAACUUACAGACAUGACAUUUCAUCGCUAAACACUUAAGCAUGCAUUGCAUAAAAAUAAGGAUGGUCUUUUACAUAACCACAAUACAUUUACAUACCUUUAAAAAAAAAAAAGAACAGUAAUUCCCUAAUAUCUGAACACCUAGUCUGUGUUUAAAUUUCCUCUAUUGAUCCAGUCAGUUUUCACACAUAGUAUUGAUUAUUAAAUCUGUUUCAUCUAUCUAGAACAGUCCCCACUUUGGUACUUCUUCUUUAAGAGAGCAGGUCAGUUGUCUUGAAAAACGUCUCACGUUCAGGAUUCAACUGACUAUUUACAUGUGGGUUGUUCUGGUACCCCCUGUAGUUUCCAUAAAUUAGAAGUUAGGGCAAAAGGCUUGAUUGGGUUGUUUAAACAUUUUUAAUGAUAACAUCUCACAGAUGUAUUUCAUAGUGCAUCAUAUCAAAAGUCUCAUUAAUAUCAGGUUGAGUCACUAUCAAUGGAUCACUCAUUUGAGGUCACCAGAUCUUCCCAACAUAAAGAUAGAUUUUCCUAUUACAGUUAGUCUGUGUACUGACACUGGCAGCAUAUGGAUAUUUUGAUUGUCAACAACUUUUUACCUGGUAAAAAGUAACCAACGAUGAUCCUUGCCUGAAUCCAUUGUCUCAUCAGUGUUUGCAAAAUGACAAUUUUCUAAUUCUAUCACUCUACAUUUGUUGAGUGGCAUUCUUGUAUAACCUUCCCUCAUCAACUAGGAAUGCACUAGAGGCAGAGUCAGGCUCAAUUAUUUUGCCUUAAUUACCAGUGUAGGAGUUUAAUUACCAGUAAAGAGUUUGAUGCUCUCAUCUGCAGUGAUAACAAAUGAUUCAAUGUGUUAACAGUCAUUUAUGAUCAUUGUUUCUGAUGUUCAGAUUGUCCCAAAUUUGGCCAGGUGGAGCCCUUCAAGUAGCUCUUGUGUCCUUUUGACAUUCACUCUCUAGUCUUUGGACACUUGAUUGCCUUCUAACACAAGAUAUCUCAAGUUGACCUUGCAUUUUCAAUACCCCAGGCAUGGAAUGAAACCUUUUUCCAAGAAUCCCUGGCUCCUUUUAAUAGGUAGCUAUUUAGACACCAAGAUCUGGGCACUAGGCAUUCUCACUGCUCCUGGAGUAUCACUGACAAUUCUUUCCAAUCAUUCAAGUUGGUUUUCAUAAAGACAACUCUUCACUCAUGCCAUCAGUUAUAUAAUGUCUGUGUGAUGAGGGAUAUAAUUACAUAACUGGGAUAAACUUUCGGGCGCAAACAACUAAAUCUUGUUAAGCAUGCACCUAAAUUGGAGAGAACACUUCCAUGUUAUGUAUGCUAGAAAGCAGCAAAUUAGCUGCAAGAGGCCUGUGACAAGGCCAUCAGGAAAUUUACAAGGGAAUAGAGCUUGUCAGUUAAUCUGCCAAGUGGGUUGAGGGCAAUUAAGAGAGCAACUAGAUGUAUACCUAAUCUGUUGUGUUUUAACUAUCACAUGUCUUGAUAACUUAUGGUAUUUAUAAGCUAAUAGCCCUCCUUUCUCAUCACAUCUCUUAAGGCAGAUUUCUAGUAAGAUCUGAAUAUUAAUCCUAAGGAUCUGUUUCAUGCAAAUCUAAGUACUAGUUUUUCUUACUAAACCUUUAUUUGGUCUCUAAAACUUUAAGGCUGUUACGUUUCAUUCUUUGUCUUCUGGUGUCAGUUCACUUGCAUGUGCCCGUAAAUGUAUUCUUACUCCUCUGUUUCUGUUAUUCUCCCUAUGGCUCUAUCUUUCAUAAGUAUUAGCUCCUUAGAACACUAUAACCAUUAAAAAUGGCAAGCAUG